AUAUAGUACAUGCUUGCAAGAAUGUGUUCGGGACAAACUCCUCAAAUCUCACCUCCAUUCAUCACCACUUUUAUUUCCUUAACAUCGCUGCUGCUUCAGUUCCUCAACAGAUAAUUUUCACAGUCAGAUGUUUUUUGUGUAGUUUUUGUCAGUAGUAGCACUAACAUGGAGGUUGUGAGUCCAAAAGAUUGUUCUGUUUCUUCAAGUCCUUUCUCUUCACCUAACAUUGGAGCCUUGCUCAAGAUCAAGGUCAUCACAUGGAGCCAACAGACUGGUUUACCUGUUUCUGUCCGUGUUCGAGUUAAAGAUAAGAUGUUCAACCUUCAUAAAUUAUUCAUUUGGAUGUUGUGUUUGUUGUUACAGUUUCCUUUGACUUCGAAGAGUGGAUACUUCAAGAAGCAUUUAACCGAUGCAUCUGAGGUUGAGCUUCCGGAAACAUUUCCUGGAGGACCAGAAACCUUUGAGAUGAUAGCCAUGUUCGUUUAUGGAUCCUCCACAUUGAUUGACCCUUUUAAUGUUGUGGCACUCAGGUGUGCAGCAGAGUUUCUUGAAAUGACAGAAGAUCAUUGUUCGGGCAACCUUUGUGAAAGGUUUGAUCUUUAUCUGAAUCAAGUGGUGUUGCAAAGUUGGGAUGACACCCUUAUAGCACUUCAGAGGUGCCAGAUGCUGCUCCCUUGGUCUGAAUAUCUGUUAAUAGUGAGUCGCUGCAUUGAAUCUCUUGCCUUCAUGGCAUGCAUGGAAGUGCUUGAUCCAGAAAGAAGAAGAGACACCCCAGUUGUGACAGUGGAGGAGUUGGCUUCCCAGGCUUGGAGCUGUGAAAUAAUGAAGGAUGUUGUGAGCCAAGACCUGUGGAUGAGGGAUCUGAUUGCUCUACCCUUUGACUUUUUCAAAAGGGUUAUAGGGUCUUUGAGGAAACAAGGAAUGAAGGAGAAGUAUGUGAGUCCAAUCAUUGUUUUCUAUGCAAAUAAGUGGGUGCUCUCUAAAAAAGCACGCCAAUUUUGGGAGAGUUCAUGUGAUGAGAUUGGGGAAGGUGGCCUGAAUAGCAAACCUUCAGUGAUUCUACAAGGUGUUGUUGAUCUUCUUCCAGUGGGUGAUAAGGCUAGGAAAGUGAUUCCAGUGGGGUUUUAUUUUGCUUUGCUUUCUAGAUCUCUUGAGUUGGGUUUGAGGACUGAAAGCAAGGCUAAGUUACAAGAACAGAUUACAUCACUUCUGCACUUCUCCCAAGUGGAGGAUUUUCUUGUUCCUGAAAGUGGAGCAGAGUUAAAGUCCUCUAGCAUGGAGUUGGAGACUAUGGAAAGCAUAAUUUCAUCAUAUGUAGCAUCUAACUCAAAUGUAAACCAUGCCCCAGAAGCUGGCAAUUUCAGGGUUGCAGAACUGUGGGAUGCAUAUCUAUUCAAUGUUGCAGCAGAUCCUGAUAUGGAACCGAAGAGAUUCAUGGAACUCAUUGAAAGGGUGCCACCAUCUUAUAGACAGAACCAUUACCCACUUUACAGAACAACCAACAGCUUUCUCAAGACACAUCCUGGUAUAUCCGAAGAUGAUAAGGGAGCAGUGUGCAAAUAUCUGGACUGUCAAAGGUUAUCACAAGAGGCCUGCAUUGAAGCUGUUCAAAACGAGUUGAUGCCUCUACGUCUAAUUGUCCAAGCACUUUUUCUUCAACAAUUGAACACACACAAAGCUUUCAAAGAAUGCUCAGAUUCAUUCAGAUAUGCACAUUGUGGAGACAUGUCAGGAAGCUUAUCUAGUUCUAGGUGUCCAUAUUCUGCAAGCCAGAAUCCAGGAGAGAGUCCAUACACUGAUAAACCUGAGCUCACUAGCAGGCCCUUGAGCUUCCUGCUGCAGAAAGACAAUGUGAUGCAGAAUUUCAAGUUCUCAACCACUGAAUAUGAGUCCACAAGCUUCAGGAUUCAAAAUCUAGAACAAGAACUUAUGUCCUUGAAAAGAAGCCUUCAAUUGCACAACAUUGUAACAAAAGCAGAACCAAAUUUGGCCAAAAGCCAGAAGAUAAAGCCGUGUGGAUUAGAAACUCGAUCACUGAGCAAAAGGAGGAACCCAAUUGGACAAGCGACUAGUUGCAUCAGUUCUGUAAAUUUUGCUUCACAAAGAAGGUAUGCCAGCAGGUUGCUCAAGAUCUUUCACCGCAUAACUUUGUUUGGAAGUAGAAAACUGAAGAGAAAACCGGGAACUCCUAGUCAACUGUCCAAGUAAAUGUAGCAUGUGAACUUUACUGUUGAUGUCUUUGAAUGUGGAUAAGAAAAAGCAAUGGAGAAUCUGAGUCUCGAUUCACUUUUUCCUUUUAUCAAAUUCCAUUGAAAAUAACAAGUAAAAAGGAAAAGAGGGUGUGAAAGAAAAACAGCAAAGGAACUGAACAAAGAACGUGCUAAAUGCAAUUCAAUAGGCUACUAUACUUCCUUAACAUUCAUUCAAAGACAUAUAUAUAUGUAUAUCAUCAAAAUCACAAAGGAUGAAAUUAUAGAUAUUGAACUCCGAAGAGUUGACAAAAUGAUUGGGGUUCAGUUCAAACGCUUCAGCUUGUCGUAUGAGUAUAGAACACUCCUGGUUUAACUUGACAUGACAGGAUCAGGAAGAAACUCUGCCAUUAUAUCUAUAAAUAAAUAAAAAUAUUGACGUAACUAGACCAUGUGAGAUUCCACAAUAUUUGCACUUUCGUUUUGCAUGAUUUGCAUAUUGGACAAUGACAUAGUGAUGGUGCUUGACACUGACAGGCAUAUAGACAUCAACCCACUGAUCAGUUUUGUCUGUCUUUUUGUCUUCCCCAAAGUAAAGAAAGCA
This is a messenger RNA of Vigna radiata var. radiata (mung bean), 2793 nucleotides long. RefSeq names its product BTB/POZ domain-containing protein At5g48130. Gene Ontology annotation, molecular function: protein binding. The coding region runs from base 166 to 2208 and encodes 680 amino acids. The record is from RefSeq and is a predicted model, not a curated record. Lineage: Eukaryota; Viridiplantae; Streptophyta; Magnoliopsida; Fabales; Fabaceae. The transcript has 4 exons.